UCACAAAUAGUUUACAGCCAAUGCUGUGGUAAAGCUCAUUUCGAUUUAAACAAUAACAGCCUCAUUUUGGAGAAUGUGACAGCGCAGGUUGAAGGAGUAUUCAAGGAAACUAUUAUUACAAAUAAUUCUUCCACAAAAAGCUUCAAAUUUGUAUUAAAUAUUUUACACCCAUUAAAUGCAACAGGAAUUGUUGUCUCCUGGAGUGUCAACAACACAUUUGUGUCUCUCACGUGUAAAGUGCGCGGAACGCAUACCAAUAUAAUGUGGAAGAGAGAAGAUUCUCCAAUUCAAAGGGACAACAGACACUCAUUCAGUGAAAACAACCAGACUCUACACAUCAGCCAUAUAACCAGUUCAGAUGAUGGAAAAUACAGUUGUGUGGCAACAAAUUCAAUUGGAAAAUCAGAAACACAAACGCACAUUACCAGUGAGGAAGUUUUCACAUACGGUGAAAACACAACAUUUUACCAAGAACAUGAUGCUAACAGCAAACAACAUCAGGCUAUCCAGACUUUACUUUGGAGAGGACUCGCAUUCAUAGGCAUUUUGGGACUGUGUGUUAUUGUGUUCUAUGGCAUAAACAAAUAUUGUCACAGUCAAGUUCACAGAGGAAAACAAGACAGGAAUACAAGAGGUCACAGAAGAGUAAAUAACAGAACUACAGAAGAGGAUGUUGACAUUAGUCUUGGAAUUUAUCAGGAAGUACCUGGCACUGAGGUGUAUCACUGCGGAGGAAUAACAGCUGAUAAGAUGAAUAUUCAUUGAUUCGUGUCUGAUGCAACCAAGAACAUCAACAACUAAUUUAAAACUGAGCAAAAUAAAUGUAAAACUUUGUUUAAGAUAUCAUACUUGACCGCUAAGUGACCGCAUAAGAACCAUUGUGUUUCCUCUUGAAUUUGCUGCUUCCUGUGUACGUCAUGGUACUGUGGUCUUGUGAUAAUGUCAUAAAAACACUUUGGCUUUUAAAGUCACAUUUAAUAGGCAUCGUCACUGCAACCCAUUGAUGAAUAUUAUACACAUUAGAUAAAUGACUUAUGUCAUUCAGGGUAAUUGGGAGAGCAAACGGUGGUUUGUCCUGCAUGUCAACCUUUGUUGAAGGUCCUGUACAUCAAUGAAAUGACUUGUCAAGAAGUCAGGGACAGUUUAAUUGCUGUUAAAAGGCAAGACUACAUGUCAGUGAAGUGACUUUGACGGAUGUUUUUAAUCUUUCUAAAUGGACAGAACAUCUGAGUGAGAAUCAUUACAUGUGCAGAUAGGCUAGACUUUGUAAUGCAUAACCGGUUUUCUGACAUGUUUUUUCAAAGAUUUAUUUUUUCCAAGUUGAUGUGUCAACAGUCGUGUUGUGUAAGUAAUGAUACUUAACAGUGUAUAGAUUUUCCAUAUCUUAAUGAUGUGUAACACUGCAUGUCUUUAAAUACAUUACAACCUUGCUAAUACUAUACUUCUGUUUUAUUACUGCAUAUUAAUAAAGACU
Messenger RNA from Triplophysa dalaica, 1474 nucleotides. Its product is annotated as neural cell adhesion molecule 1-like. The record is from RefSeq and is a predicted model, not a curated record. The transcript has 7 exons. NCBI's taxonomy places the organism in Eukaryota, Metazoa, Chordata, Actinopteri, Cypriniformes, Nemacheilidae. The coding region runs from base 262 to 765 and encodes 167 amino acids.